Messenger RNA from Linum trigynum, 2429 nucleotides. The record is from the annotation of a GenBank genome assembly. NCBI's taxonomy places the organism in Eukaryota, Viridiplantae, Streptophyta, Magnoliopsida, Malpighiales, Linaceae.
CAUCUCACAAAUGAACGAGUGUGUCCAGUUUUGACCACCGCGCUUCCAUGGCCAUUGACGAACAGCGCAUAUAUAGGCUAAAACUAGAGAGCUCUCAGGAAAAGAAGAAAAAAAAACGAAGCGGCGGGCACCAAGAAAGAUAGGAAGAAUUCAGAAGUGAAAGGGAGAUAUCAAGCUUGAGUAUCAACCAUGUCGGCGGCUCAGGUGGAGCCACAUGACAAGAUGAGGUCGAGGGACGUGAACAAGGUGGCUCGCGGGGAGCAGGCGCCUAGGCCUCCUCACGAGCCUGGCGAGAUUAGCCAGCGCCCUUCGCAACCUGAUCCUGACCCUCGCCAGUACGAUCACGACGAUGAUCGUGACCGCGAUCGGCUCAUGACAAAGUUUUUGGAGCCGGGAACAGCUCCCAUAGACAUUCGCUUCCCUGCCAACAACCAAACUCGCCAUUGCUACACCCGAUAUAUCGAGUACCACAGGUGUCUGAAACACAAGGACAAAGACAAAGCUCAUGAGUGUGAGAAAUUUGCCAAGUAUUACCGCUCUCUGUGUCCAUCUGAAUGGAUUGAGAGGUGGAAUGAUCAGAGGGAACGAGGCGUCUUUCCAGGGCCAAUAUAAUGAUAUGCUACGUUUGCCGACUCUGUAUAUAAAUGUGGGUUUUAUGUAAUGGUUUGUAACAAAGUUUGCCCUUUCCUUCCACUCGAAACUGCAAAAAAAAAACUGCACUUCUUGUUGAACAUGCUUUGUUGUACCUGCACUUUUUUUCUUCUUCCUUUCGGCAGAAGCGGUAAAAAGGCCUGUCGAACAAAAGCCCAUUAAUAUCAAAUCAGGCAAAACUUCUCCUUGGAAAGGAUAGGCCCAAACUAAUUACGGAACUAUUUGUGGGCUCUGUUGUCGCUUUGCCUUGCCGCCAAAGAAGGAAUUUUUUUUUUAGGGGAAAGAAAAAAGUUUGGAAUAAGUGAUUAUCGGGGCGGUUUCUUGAACCGAAAUUUGCCUCGCACUUCAAUUUCCUGCAUUACCCAUCUGGAAUUGCUAUAGUUUGGAAGUUGGGACUCCUACAACAAUAUUUGGUAAUGUGUGAGUGUGUAUUUUAUUUAAGUUAAAAGUUCUUACAUGAUAAGAUACAACGUUUAGUAAUGUAUGAUUAUGAACAUGAACGACCUUAAAAGUUAAGGUAUAACAAUAUCAACGAUCGUAUCUAAAAACUUAUAUGUAAUUAUUACUCAUUUUCAGUGACAGUUAGUCACAUCACAGAAAAACAAAACAUGUACUAUGCAUGGAAAACAAAACUAGAAAAACGAAUACAGUAACAAUCACAAUUUUCCACCAUUCAAACGUCCACAUAUUUUCUGAUAGAAUAAACGUUCAAAUGUGUGUACUAUAUUUAUUUGCUUUGGCAUAUCAUUUAACUUCGAUAAUAGCAUCUAAGAGCAAACAUUGUAAAUUUCAUUUGUUACUAUACAAUGGAGAGACCUUGAGACAACUUAGGCCAAUAAGGUUAUGUUAAUUUGUGUAUAAGAUUAUAGCGAAGACUAUGUAAGAAAGACUGGUUCAAUUUUUGCCUCAAAUGAAAACUGAAUUUCUUCUAUUAUUUUUUUAUUUGAGAAUUGAAGAAUUGGAAAUUCCGCGACUUUAAAAAGAAGGAUUUUUUGGGGCUACCUUGCUUGAAUUUUCGAUCAACUUUUAUAUCAAUAACAUAUUAAUAACUCACAAUUAUCUUCAAGAAUAAAAUAUUUGUUAUGCUUAAAUUUUUUAGUUAAGGGCAAAAUGCCUUCAUCUGGAAACGACAAAUGUGGAAAAUGUCAUGUCAUAACACAAGCUUAUGCAUUAUUUAAAAAUCAAAACUUGAGGCAAUAAAGGAUAUAUGACUAUAAAGUUCGAAAUGGGAAAAUCCUAUGAUAUAGUUGAUUGAUUAUUUCUCCUCGUUGUUUUGGAAAUUUUGGACUCAACCUAACCUGGAGACGAGAGAUCUAGGAAUGUCGCAGUUCGUCGUCGUGAUCAGUUCUUAUGAAUGGAACUUUUUCAGGAUUCUUUACACAUACGCGUGGCCUCCGUCAGGGUGACCCCCUAAGCUUUAUUAUGGCAAAUCUUACACCGAAUCCGUCCUACGACGGAAGCUCCUAUUGAAAGGGAAGUUCAGGUGCUUCCCAAAUGUCUGGUGUGCGGGGCAGAAUUGGAAACGAUGGAACAUCUUUUUCUAGAAUUCCCGGUGGCACAGACAUUACGGGAUUAUUCUGGAUUUGAACAUCUCGGUCAAGGCUUCCACAACAUACUUUUCCCUCUAUUCCUGAAAAAGUUAUUGGCUCUAAUUAAUCACCCUCAUCAAAUUAUGGCGAUCGUUGGAAUCCUUUGACGGAUUUGGCAUUCCCGAAAUUGGGUUGUCUUCGAUGACAAACAAUUUGGGAUCCCUGCGACAAUAUAACCAAUAAUACCAG